AAUGGAUUUUGUCAUCUUUUUCAUCACCUUACUCUCCAUCAUGAUCAUCCUACUCCUAUGUAUAUACUUCAACCACCGUCGUCGUCCGGCCUCCAGACUGCCGCCGGGGCCGUACCCAUUUCCGGUAAUCGGAAACAUCCUCUCACUAGGUUCAAACCCACACCAUUCAUUAACAUCCCUCUCCAAAAUCCAUGGCCCAGUGAUGUCCCUCAAAUUGGGAAACUUGACAACUAUUGUGGUGUCAACGCCGGAAACUGCCCAAAAGAUUCUCCACAAAAAUGACCGGAUAUGCUCCGGCCGACAUGUCCCUGACAUCUCCCGAAUCCUCGACCACAACAAAUACUCUGUUGUUUUCAUCUCCGCGACUACCCAAUGGAGAACCCUUCGUAAAAUCAGCAAAGAACACAUAUUUUCUCAGCCGCAGAUGGACGCAAAACAGGGCAUGAGGCUAAAAAAGGUGGAAGAACUCGUAGCCUUCGUGCGGAGGAGCUCCGUCGUGAAAAUAGGUGACGCCGCCUUCACGACGACCCUGAAUUUUCUGUCGGACAUGUUCUUCUCGAUGAAUUUAGCUCAUUACGACUCGAAUUUGUCUCGGGAGUUCAAGGAUCAUAUCGGGAUUGCGCUGGAAAUCGUGGGGACUCCUAAUUUAGCGGAUUACUUUUCGAUAUUUAGGUUUGUUGAUGUUCAAGGCUUAAGACGGCGUGCCAGAUUUCAUUUAACGAGAUUGUUUUCUAUAUUUGAGAAGAUCAUCCAACAUAGGAUAGAAUCGAAGGAGACCAAGAAUGAUUUACUGGAUGUGCUCCUCAAUCUCUCCCAAGAGAUUGGAUCAACUCUCACCAUCAACGACAUAACCCAUUUGAUUCUAGACUUGUUCAUUGCAGGUACAGACACAACGUCAAGUGUAGUGGAAUGGGCGAUGACUGAGUUAUUACGUGAUCCAGAUAAACUGAAAAAAGCUCAAACAGAGCUUAGAGAAUUUGCAGGCAAUGAAUUGAUCAUAAUUGAAGAAUCGGACUUUUCAAAGUUACCUUAUAUACAAUCAGUUGUAAAAGAGACGCUAAGACUGCAUCCUCCGGCUCCUUUCUUGAUUCCUCACAAGGCGGAAGCCGAGUUUGAGAUAGACGUGGACGACGAGAAAUACUUGUUUCGAGUUCCGAAAAAUGCUCAAGUUUUAGUGAAUGUAUGGGCAAUUGGUCGUGACCCAAAAGUAUGGGAAGAUCCGCUAGUGUUUAUGCCAGAGAGAUUCUUCAUGAAAAGUGAAAUUGACUUGAAAGGUCGAGACUUUAGGUUGAUCCCAUUUGGGUCUGGAAGAAGGAUUUGUCCUGGUAUGGUUUUGGGAGACAAGAUGGUGCAUUUGCUAUUGACCUCUUUGUUGCUCUCUUUCGAUUGGAAACUUGAAGAGGGAAUUAACCCUCAAGAUAUUGAUUUGGACGAGAAAUUUGGUCUUACAUUGCAAAAGGCUAUACCUCUUAGGGCUAUUCCUAUUCCCAUCAAAGUUUGAUGGACCCCUUCCUCUCUUUGGAUGUUUAAU
This is a messenger RNA of Impatiens glandulifera, 1531 nucleotides long. RefSeq names its product cytochrome P450 76T24-like. The coding region runs from base 2 to 1501 and encodes 499 amino acids. The record is from RefSeq and is a predicted model, not a curated record. Gene Ontology annotation, molecular function: iron ion binding; monooxygenase activity; oxidoreductase activity, acting on paired donors, with incorporation or reduction of molecular oxygen. The transcript is spliced from 2 exons. Lineage: Eukaryota; Viridiplantae; Streptophyta; Magnoliopsida; Ericales; Balsaminaceae.